Orycteropus afer afer is the source of this 1257-nucleotide messenger RNA. It is a transcript of the gene TTYH1, whose product is annotated as tweety family member 1. The transcript is spliced from 12 exons. Gene Ontology annotation, cellular component: smooth endoplasmic reticulum membrane; plasma membrane. Bases 1 to 1257 code for a protein of 418 amino acids. Gene Ontology annotation, molecular function: volume-sensitive chloride channel activity; intracellularly calcium-gated chloride channel activity. The record is from RefSeq and is a predicted model, not a curated record. Lineage: Eukaryota; Metazoa; Chordata; Mammalia; Tubulidentata; Orycteropodidae.
AUGGGGGAGCCCCCGGGUUACCGGCCCUCGGCGUGGGUGCAUGUCCUCCACCAGCUUCCGCGCGCCGACUUCCAGCUGCGCCCGGUGCCAAGCGGCUUCGCGCCCCGGGAGUUGGCGUACCAGCAGGCCCUGCUGCUGGUGGUGGCCUUGGCCGGCCUGGGCCUGGGCCUGAGCCUCAUCUUCAUCGCUGUCUACCUCAUCCGCUUCUGCUGCUGCCGGCCCCCAGAGCCGCCCGGGGCCAAGAGCCCCCAGCCAGGCGGGGGCUGUGUGACCUGGAGCUGUGUGGCUGCCCUUCUCAUCGGCUGCGCCGGCAUUGGCAUCGGUUUCUAUGGCAACAGCGAGACCAGCGAUGGGGUUUUUCAGCUCAGCUCCGCACUGCUUCACGCCAACCACACCCUCAGCACCGUGGACCACCUGGUGUUGGAGACAGUGGAGAGGCUGGGCGAGGCGGUGAGGACGGACCUGACUACCCUGGAAGAAGUGCUCACACAGCGCACGGAGCUGGUGGCUGCAGCCCGGGGGGCCCGGCGGCAGGCCGAGACUGUGGCCCAGCAGCUUCAGGGGCUGGCCUUCUGGCAGGGAGUACCCCUGAGCCCCCUGCAAGUGGCCGAAGACUUGUCCUUUGUGGAGGAGUACAGGAUGACCGUCAUGAGUCUCCUGGUUCUGGUCCUGAGCUGGGGGUCCAUGGGCUUGGAGGCCGCUGCUGCCGUGGGCCUCAGCGACUUCUGCUCCAAUCCAGACACCUACGUCCUGAACCUGACGCAGGAGGAGACGGGACUCGGCUCAGACAUCCUGAGCUAUUAUUUCCUGUGCAACCAGGAAGUCUCCAGCCCCUUUCAACAGAGGCUGACCGUGUCGCAGCGAGCUCUGGCCAACAUUCACUCCCAGCUGCAGGGCCUGGAGAGAGAGGCAGUGCCGCAAUUCCCGGCUGCGCAGAAGCCUCUGCUGUCCUUGGAGGAGACCCUCAAUGUGACCGAGGGAAACUUCCACCAGUUGGUGGCACUACUGCACUGCCACGGCCUGCACAAGGACUACGGCGCCGCCCUCCGGGGCCUGUGUGAGGACGCCUUGGAGGGCCUGCUCUUCCUGCUGCUGUUCUCGCUGCUGUCCGCCGGGGCCCUGGCCACCGCCCUCUGCAGCCUGCCCCGCGCCUGGGCGCUCUUCCCGCCCAGUGACGACUAUGAUGACACAGACGAUGAUGACCCUUUCAACCCUCAGGAAUCCAAGCGCUUCGUGCAGUGGCAGUCCUCUAUCUGA